AUGCUGCAGCAGUAUUCUUCAAAAAAAUCGAAAGUAACUCCCAACCCCAAACACAAUUGGAAUUUCAAGGAUCUUUUAACAAUACCAACAAUAAAUUCAGCAAAGUCAAAGAAAGCUGUCAUUACACCCAAUGCCACGGAAUUUGACACAACAGGAGUUCAGGCUAAUGUAUCAAAGUCUUUAUCAGGAACAUCUGAAAACACCCAAUCACAGAAUGUGAGCAAGUGCUAUUGUUGUGGAACUGUAUUGACUUUCCCAAAUAAAGCCAAAAAAUUUAGAUGUUCUGUAUGCCAUACCACCAUGUUGUUGGGGACUCUGCAAAAUACAAACGGUCCGGACAUUCCCCUAGUGUCAUACAAGCAUGUAAAGACUUUGGCCGAUGAAUGUUUUAAUAAUGUCAAUGACUCCAAAGGUAAAUCAAAAUCGUUGCAUGAAAUUUUUGAACCUUUGUCAAACUACCUUUAUCAAGCAUUCAAAACUUUUAAAAUAUUGAACAAUUCGUUCAAGUUACGGCCACAUAGUAAACGGCCACACCAUUCAACUUCAAAUAUUUAUUAUACUGGUGUUCGAGAUGUGAUUAACCUACUCACAAAACUUCCAACUAAAAAGCCAUUGCAUUCUGCUUUAAAAGGGGCAAGCGAACAAUUGAAGAGAAUCGACGUAUAUCUUGAAGAUUCUGGCCCUCUUGCAUAUAGCUGGGUAUUAAUUUUGUUUGAAAUUCCGAUUUUGUCAAGGUCGUUGGUUUCGGAUAAUCCGAAAUUGAAAUUAAUGAGUGAUGUACCAGAAAUAAAGAUGUUGAGCUAUGAUAUAUUAAAGAGAUGUUUGGGUAUUUUGUCGUGUAUUGAUAGUGCAAAGACGCUUGGGUACUUUUCGAGCUGGCUUUCUAAAUUGGAUAGUGCCGAUUUUAUUCGAAGAAUCGACUUGAUCAAUCUUUACAUUACAUUUCAAUUGAAAAAAUACUUUUACUUGGCCAAUAACCCGCAAAUAAAAUUAAAUCUUAGUCCUUCUGAAGAUGGUUAUGUUGACAAUAGUGAAGCGGAAUAUUUUCAAAGCUUGUAUUUGAAGAGCCACAUAGAGUCAAACUCAGAUAUAUCGUCACCCUGUCUGUUGAAUUUACCUAUGAGUCAAUUCUCCAGCAACCCCUUCCCAUUAAAAACGAACGGGAAAAAACAAACAAAAGAAACUAAAGUAAAAGUGCAUCAGUAUGGUAAUGAUUGGCAUAUCAGGUCCGCAUUGACUGUGCUUUCAAUUGCAUACAAGGCCAAUAAGCUUAGAAAUGAUCCUGUUCCAGUAUCAGUUUUUUAUAACUCGUUAGUUGAUUACGUGAAUAUUCGGUUGGACUUUGAUUCCUGGCAAAGUAAUAGAAGAGCUAAAUUGAAAGGCAACAAGUCGAUGCAGCCUGAACUUUGGGCAAUCAUAGAUUAUAUUCAUGGCACCAGUGUGAAUAAAAACUUGUAUGAUGAUGCUUUGUUUUAUAUUUGCCAGUACCCUUUUUUGAUAUCCUUGGGAGCAAAGAUUUCCGUAUUGGAGUACGAAGCCAGGAGACAGAUGGAAAGGAAAGCCGAGGAAGCAUUUAUCAAUUCGCUUGAUAAACGAGUUAUCAUUGAUGUGUAUUUCAGGAUACGAGUCAGAAGAGACCAUAUUGUGCAAGACUCGUUGCAGUACAUUAAAACAAACUCAGACAACUUGAAGAAAAGUCUACGUGUUCAAUUCGUCAAUGAACCUGGUGUGGAUGCUGGCGGUUUGAAAAAGGAGUGGUUCUUGCUAUUGACAAAAGAGAUCUUUCAUCCCCAAUCAGGAAUGUUUCAUAAUGUCGACGACUCAAAUUUUCUAUGGUUCAACAUAAUACCUGUUGAGAAUCCAGAUAUGUAUUAUCUUUUUGGUGCCAUUUUGGGAUUGGCCAUAUACAACUCGACCAUACUAGAUUUGCAGUUUCCAAUCGCUUUAUACAAAAUCUUGCUCAAAAGGGGAUUGGAUAGAGAGGACUACAGGAAAUUGUAUCCUGUGUCUUUUAAGAAUUUAAUAAACUUGAAAACCAUGACCAACAAGGAGAUAUUAGAUUUGGAUUUGACAUUUGAAGUCAGCUACAGCGAUAUGUUUGGCAAACAUCACACAACGGAAUUGAUUGCCAACGGAGCAAACACGCAAGUCACAAAAUUAAACUUGGAAGAGUAUAUUGACAAGUAUACUGGUUUUUUCAUGAAAGAUGGGAUUGAAAAGCAGGUUGAUGCCUUUAUUACUGGCUUCAAUAAUGUCAUUGGUGGCAAUGCCUUGUCGUUGUUUCUGCCAGAAGAGAUUCAGUUAUUAUUGUGUGGUAGCGAUGACCAUAGAAUAGAUGUCGAUGUUUUAAAAUCUGUGACAAAGUAUAUUGGGUGGAGAUCAAGUGAAGAUGCAGUCGAUUCGAAGAUUAUAACUUGGUUCUGGGACAAUAUGAACAAAAUGAGCAACAAGGAAAGAAAGAAACUAUUGAUUUUUAUAACUGGUUCGGACAGAGUUCCUGCCACAGGCAUACAAAAUUUACCAUUCAAAAUUAGUUUGCUUAAUAAUGGACAUGACAGUCAUAGAUUGCCCAUUGCUCAUACAUGCUUCAAUGAGUUGGCCUUGUACAACUACAGCACAAAAGAAAAAUUCGUUGAAAAGUUGAAUAAAGCCGUAAAUGAAAGCGCAGGCUUUGGGAUUAAAUAA
Molecule: messenger RNA, 2685 nt
Organism: Candida dubliniensis CD36
Lineage: Eukaryota; Fungi; Ascomycota; Pichiomycetes; Serinales; Debaryomycetaceae
Product: putative E3 ubiquitin-protein ligase
Exons: 1
Coding region: 1-2685 (894 amino acids)
Biological process (GO): protein polyubiquitination
Molecular function (GO): ubiquitin protein ligase activity
Source: RefSeq, a predicted model, not a curated record